UAACUCCAACACAGUGGGAGGCAGCAUUUCAUUGCAGAGCCGUUUGGCUACAGCUGCAUAGAAGAAAGGAACAGUUUGUCCCACCGGCGUUUUAUUUAGCCGCAGAAGGUCGUUCGCAGCUGGGCGGUAUUUCACAAUACUUAAAACCCAAACUAACUUAAAUUCAUAGCAAGUUUGUGGCUCGAAACGUGGGGUAAUUAGGGCGUUUGGUCUGGAACAUUGAAGCCCGGUCUAGUUGGACCAGACCCCGGGCUCCGCUUUUCCGACCCAGGAUCUCCCUUCCUUGAACUGAGUGGCUGGUUUGAUGGCAGCCACGGCCGGUGCCCGGCGGUUACCCAUGGGUGUUCGGACGUUUAGUGACUUUCUCCAGAUUGCUACUGUGGGCACCCCUCGCUCGUGUCGUGCAGCGAUGCCAAGAGGAUGCCUGCGACAAAACAUAAGACACUUGUCGUCAUGUGGCAUUUUGAUGACAAGAACUCCCAGAGUGCUUUGCCUUCAAGACUGGGAUACAAUGACAGCUGUUCCCCAAAGCAGAAACUUCAUCAGUUUCACCAACAAAAGGAAGGAGUACUCUGAGCGUAGGAUACUUGGCUUUUCGAUGCAGGAAAUGUAUGAUGUGGUGUCCAAUGUUGACGACUACAAGCACUUUGUGCCCUGGUGUAAGAAGUCACAGACCAUCAUGAAAAGAGCAGGCCAUUCCAAAGCCCAACUUGAAGUGGGAUUCCCUCCAGUGGUUGAGAGAUACACAUCUAUGAUCUCUAGUGUUCGGCCUCAUCUAGUCAAAGCAGUGUGUACAGAUGGAAAGCUGUUCAAUCACCUGGAGACAAUAUGGCGCUUUAGUCCUGGCAUUCCUGGUUACCCUCGCACCUGCACGGUAGACUUUUCUAUAUCCUUUGAGUUCCGCUCUUUGCUGCACUCCCAGUUAGCCACCAUGUUCUUCGAUGAGGUUGUGAAGCAGAAUGUCGCUGCGUUUGAGCGGCGAGCCGGUAAGCUCUACGGCCCAGAGACUCGUAUCCCACGAGAGCUGAUGUUUCACGAGGUGCAUCAGACGUGAUCUCGGCAGCUGUACGUUCUCAUCUGGCCUUAAACCAUAACAACCUUUUAUUCCCUUUAUCCACGCCAACCCGCAUGAUGCUGCUCAGUCGCCCAUCACUUUGAGUCCCCACAUAGAUAUCAUGGCUCCUGUAGACGUUAGACAUCCAACUCUUGGACUUCUUGCCUCAACAAAUUCUUUCUUAUCUCCUCCUUGUGUAAAGUCUGUCCACUUUCUGUCUACCUCCACUUACGGGAUCCUUGUUUAGCAAAAGGAACCCACCAUUGCUCUCGUUACGAGCUGUAUUUAUGUAAACCAAACAGUAAAUCCUUGCAACAUCAUGUUACUAA
This is a messenger RNA of Perca flavescens (yellow perch), 1383 nucleotides long. RefSeq names its product coenzyme Q10A (gene coq10a). Gene Ontology annotation, biological process: cellular respiration. Bases 305 to 1054 code for a protein of 249 amino acids. The transcript has 6 exons. Gene Ontology annotation, molecular function: ubiquinone binding. Gene Ontology annotation, cellular component: mitochondrion. The record is from RefSeq and is a predicted model, not a curated record. Lineage: Eukaryota; Metazoa; Chordata; Actinopteri; Perciformes; Percidae.